Molecule: messenger RNA, 555 nt
Organism: Rodentolepis nana
Lineage: Eukaryota; Metazoa; Platyhelminthes; Cestoda; Cyclophyllidea; Hymenolepididae
Source: the annotation of a GenBank genome assembly
AUGGAACAUUCGGACAGUGAAUACAUUAAACGCCUUUUAGGCAAACCUCUUAAAGAUGCUCUAACAGCUAUUGUCCUUUAUCAACCACUUGACCCUAUUUACUUUUUGGCAACUUAUUUAAAGAAUUGGGCUGUGAAAUUCAGAGACAACUGUUACCCUGAAUUAGCCAUCACUGAGGUGAAUAAGAUAAUGGCAGAGCUAAUACCUUUUAACAUACAAUUACAAGCUGAACGCGCAAUUCGUCAAGAGAAAUUUUUCCUGAAGAGUGAACGGAUGCGUGUAGAGGAUGAGGAAAAACAAAGACAGGCAGAAAUGAAGAGGCAAAGGGUAUUGACGAUGACGAAAUCCAUUGAGGCAUCAAACAAGCUGACGGAAAGAAUCUGGCCCGUUUUACUUAAAGAUGUCACUGAAAAGCUAGCAGAACGUGAAUUCGUGGCGUGGAAAAAAGCAGAGCGGGCUCGGAAGGCGAUGGAAGAGGACAAAGAUUCUGAAACUUCAUCUCACGAUUUGGAAGAAGAGGUGGAAGAAGAAGAAGAACCAAGUGACGAAAUCUAG